This is a messenger RNA of Piliocolobus tephrosceles (Ugandan red Colobus), 2373 nucleotides long. RefSeq names its product cadherin 3 (gene CDH3). Gene Ontology annotation, biological process: homophilic cell-cell adhesion; cell migration; multicellular organism development. The transcript has 16 exons. Gene Ontology annotation, molecular function: beta-catenin binding; cadherin binding; calcium ion binding. The record is from RefSeq and is a predicted model, not a curated record. Gene Ontology annotation, cellular component: adherens junction; catenin complex; plasma membrane. NCBI's taxonomy places the organism in Eukaryota, Metazoa, Chordata, Mammalia, Primates, Cercopithecidae. The coding region runs from base 1 to 2373 and encodes 790 amino acids.
AUGGGGCUCCCUCGUGGACCUCUCGCGUCUCUCCUCCUCCUCCUCCAGGUUUGCUGGCUGCAAUGCGCGGCCUCCGAGCCGUGCCGGGCGGUCUUCGGGGAGGCUGAAGUGACCUUGGAGGCGGGAGGCGCGGAGCAGAAGCCCAGCCAGGCGCUGGGGAAAGUAUUCAUGGGCUGCCCUGGGCAAGAGCCAGCUCUGUUUAGCACUGUUAAUGACGACUUCACUGUGCAGAAUGGCAAGACAGUCCAGGAAAGAAAGUCACUGAAAGAAAGGAAUCCAUUGAAGAUCUUCCCAUCCAAACGUAUCUUACGAAGACACAAGAGAGAUUGGGUGGUUGCUCCAAUAUCUGUCCCUGAAAAUGGCAAAGGUCCCUUCCCGCAGAGGCUGAAUCAGCUCAAGUCUAAUAAAGAUAGAGACACAAAGAUUUUCUACAGCAUCACGGGGCCGGGGGCAGACAGCCCCCCUGAGGGUGUCUUUGCUGUAGAGAAGGAGACAGGCUGGUUGUUGUUGAAUAAGCCACUGGACCGGGAGGAGAUUGCCAAGUAUGAGCUCUUUGGCCACGCUGUGUCAGAGAAUGGUGCCUCAGUGGAGGAUCCCAUGAACAUCUCCAUCAUCGUGACCGACCAGAAUGACCACAAGCCCAAGUUUACCCAGGACACCUUCCGAGGGAGUGUCUUAGAGGGAGUCCUACCAGGUACUUCUGUGAUGCAGGUGACGGCCACAGAUGAGGAUGAUGCCAUCUACACCUACAAUGGGGUGGUUGCGUACUCCAUCCAUAGCCAAGAACCAAAGGACCCGCACGACCUGAUGUUUACCAUUCACCGGAGCACAGGCACCAUCAGCGUCAUCUCCAGCGGCCUGGACCGGGAAAAAGUCCCUGAGUACACACUGACCAUCCAGGCCACAGACAUGGAUGGGGACGGCUCCACCACCACAGCAGUGGCAGUAGUGGAGAUCCUCGAUGCCAAUGACAAUGCUCCCGUGUUUGACCCCCAGAAGUAUGAAUCCCAUGUGCCUGAGAAUGCAGUGGGCCAGGAGGUGCAGAGGCUGACAGUCACUGAUCUGGAUGCCCCCAACUCACCAGCGUGGCGUGCCACCUACCUCAUCGUGGGCGGUGACGACGGGGACCAUUUUACCAUCGCCACCCACCCUGAGAGCAACCAGGGCAUCCUGACAACCAGGAAGGGUUUGGAUUUUGAGGCCAAAAACCAGCACACCCUAUAUGUUGAAGUGACCAAUGAGACCCCUUUUGUGCUGAAGCUCCCAACCUCCACAGCCACCGUAGUGGUCCACGUGGAGGAUGUAAAUGAGGCACCCGUGUUUGUCCCGCCCUCCAAAGUCGUUGAGGUCCAGGAGGGCAUCCCCACUGGGGAGGCUGUGUGUGUCUACACUGCAAAAGACCCUGACAAGGAGAAUCAAAAGAUCAGCUACCGCAUCCUGAGAGACCCAGCAGGGUGGCUAGCCAUGGACCCAGACAGUGGGCAAGUCACUGUUGCGGGCACCCUAGACCGUGAGGAUGAGCGGUUUGUGAGAAACAACAUCUACGAAGUCAUGGUCUUGGCUGUGGACAAUGGAAGCCCUCCCACCACUGGCACGGGAACCCUCCUGCUAACACUGAUUGAUGUCAACGAUCAUGGCCCAGUCCCUGAGCCCCGUCAGAUCACCAUCUGCAACCAAAGCCCUGUGUCCCAGGUGCUGAACAUCACGGACAAGGACCUGUCCCCCCACACCUCCCCUUUCCAGGCCCAGCUCAUAGACGACUCAGACAUCUACUGGACGGCAGAGGUCAACGAGAAAGAUUCGGGAGAGGAGAGGUUACCGUCUAGCCCACAUGCGUGUGCAUCCUCAGAACCCAGGGAACACUCACACUCCCCAACCCUUGCAGUCCUCCUGCUGGUGCUGCUCUUGUUGGUGAGAAAGAAGCGGAAGGUCAAGGAGCCCCUCCUACUCCCAGAAGAUGACACCCGUGACAACGUCUUCUACUAUGGCGAAGAGGGGGGUGGCGAAGAGGACCAGGACUAUGACAUCACCCAGCUCCACCGAGGUCUGGAGGCCAGGCCGGAGGUGGUUCUCCGCAAUGACGUGGCGCCAACCUUCAUCCCCACACCCAUGUACCGUCCUCGGCCAGCCAACCCAGAUGAAAUCGGCAACUUUAUAAUCGAGAACCUGAAGGCAGCUAACACGGACCCCACCGCCCCGCCCUACGACUCCCUUUUGGUGUUCGACUAUGAGGGCAGCGGCUCUGACGCCGCGUCCCUGAGCUCCCUCACCUCCUCCGCCUCUGACCAGGACCAAGAUUACGACUAUCUGAACGAGUGGGGCAGCCGCUUCAAGAAGCUGGCAGACAUGUACGGUGGCGGGGAGGACGACUAG